Messenger RNA from Dissoconium aciculare CBS 342.82, 1323 nucleotides. RefSeq lists its product as uncharacterized. The record is from RefSeq and is a predicted model, not a curated record. Lineage: Eukaryota; Fungi; Ascomycota; Dothideomycetes; Mycosphaerellales; Dissoconiaceae. The transcript has 4 exons. Gene Ontology annotation, biological process: negative regulation of apoptotic process. Gene Ontology annotation, molecular function: cysteine-type endopeptidase inhibitor activity; ubiquitin conjugating enzyme activity. Gene Ontology annotation, cellular component: nucleus. Bases 1 to 1323 code for a protein of 440 amino acids.
AUGUCAAAGGCGGCGAGUGCGAUCGCUCGCAUAACUCGUGAGAUUUCCCAGGCCCAAAAGAAUCAAGACCUGUCUAUCGCCGUGGCCUGCAGGGAUAGCGACGUGCGACAUUUGCGUGCACUCAUCAUCGGACCUUGCGACACUCCAUAUGAGUUCGGCUUCUUCGAGUUCGACCUGCAUUUCCCGAGGGACUAUCCUAUUCGCUCCCCCGAGGUCCGAUGCAUCACCACAAACAGCGGCCGCACUCGUUUCAAUCCCAACAUCUACGCCGAAGGAAAAGUGUGUCUUUCAAUCCUAGGCACUUGGCGCGGCGAGCACGGUGAACAGUGGAGUAGUGCCCAGGGACUGGAGAGCGUGUUGCUGAGCAUACAAAGCCUCAUGAGCCCCAACCCAUACGAGAAUGAGCCAGGCUUUGAGAAGGUCAAGAAGGACGCACCGGAAUCAAUCGCGUACAUCGAAAAGAUCAGACACGAGUCUCUUCGAAUCUCAGUGAUUCAGCGCAUGGAAAAGCUGCUACUGAAUCAAUCGCGAGAUGCGGACAGGGUCUACGAUGCAGAAGCCGCAUUCAAUUCACUAGAAUCCAACCAUUGGGAUCCGUUUGCCGACCUUGAGAAGAGACGCUUCCUCUGGUACUACGACACUUAUCUGAGCAGCAUCGAGACACAUUCGCGCGAGCAGGACGACGGGACCAAAUUCACCAACACCCAAUUCGAAAGCCCCACGAAUGAGAUGGGCGGAUAUUUUGACUACAAAGGUCUGCGCAAGCGCCUUGAAGCCAUCCGUGAGGCUCUAGACCAGGAGUUAGUCACCUGGGAACGAGAUGGACGUAAGCAGACUGAGGAUGGUACUCAGCUCCCGACUCAGCUCCUAUUCGUUUACAACCAACUGAGGCCUAAAUGGAACGAUGCGCGCAGCUCUUCCGGACCCAGUUUAGAGAUCUCGCUUCCAGACGCGAAGAAUCCAUUCUUGUGGAACCUGACGCUGUACGGCGAACCCAUGACAGAUCUAGACGGCGGCGUCUUCAAUAUCAACUUGCACAUCCCCCCAACGUUCCCUAACGAUCAACCACGUGUCAUCUUCCAGACGAACAUAUUCCAUCAUCGCGUCAGCACUCGUGGGUUCCUGUGCUAUUUCCCUGAGAAGACAGACGAGAUUGAAUCUCACCUCAAAGCGAUCGUCGCAGCAAUCGCUGACACGAAUCCGCAGUAUGAUCCACGUGCGAUGGUCAAUGCGGAAUCAUUCAAUCUCUACUGGGGGGGUGAAGCGAAGCGCAAGAUUUACAAUCGUAAAUUGCGCCGCAGUGCACAAGCGAGCACAGAAUGA